UUUGAUUCGGAUUUAUUUGAUUUGGUUUUAUCUUUGUUUUAUUUACCCCACCUGGAAAAAAAAAAAAAGAGAGAGAGAAAAACCCCACAACAACAAAGCUGCCGCUCCCCGCACCGACCCCCGCGGCGGGCUGGAGAGGCUGAUGCGGCCGCUAAGGGAGAGGAUAGUGGUUAAAGCUCGAGCUGGAUGGAUGGGUAUGGGGAGAGGGGCAGGAUCCACAGCCCUGGGACUUUUCCAAAUCCUCCCUGUCUUUCUCUGCAUCUUCCCUUCAGUGACAUCUCCAUGCAAGAUCCUCAAGUGCAACUCUGAGUUCUGGGCGGCCACGUCGGGCUCCCACGCCCCGGGCACGGAGGAGGCGCCCGAGUUCUGCACGGCGCUGCGCGCCUACGCGCACUGCACCCGCCGCACCGCCCGCACCUGCAGGGGCGACCUGGCCUACCACUCCGCCGUGCAUGGCAUAGAGGAUCUGAUGGUGCAGCACAACUGCUCCAAGGAUGGCCCCACCUCCCAGCCCCGCCUCCGGACCUUGCCCCCCGGCGACAGCCAGGAGCGCUCCGACAGCCCCGAGAUCUGCCACUACGAGAAGAGCUUCCACAAGCACUCGGCCACCCCCAACUACACCCACUGUGGGCUCUUUGGGGACCCCCACCUCAGGACUUUCACAGACACUUUCCAAACCUGCAAGGUGCAAGGGGCUUGGCCGCUCAUAGACAAUAACUACCUGAACGUCCAGGUCACCAACACGCCGGUGCUGCCUGGCUCCACGGCCACCGCCACCAGCAAGCUCACCAUCAUCUUCAAGAGCUUCCAGGAGUGUGUGGAGCAGAAAGUGUACCAGGCGGAGAUGGACGAGCUGCCCGCUGCCUUUGCCGACGGCUCCAGGAACGGGGGGGACAAGCACGGGGCAAACAGCCUGAAGAUCACGGAGAAGGUGUCAGGGCAGCACAUCGAGAUCCAGGCCAAGUACAUCGGCACCACCAUCGUGGUGCGGCAGGUGGGCCGCUACCUCACCUUCGCCGUGCGCAUGCCGGAGGAGGUGGUCAACGCCGUGGAGGACCGGGACAGCCAGGGCCUCUACCUGUGCCUGCGUGGUUGUCCUCUCAACCAGCAGAUUGACUUCCAGGCCGUCCGCUCGGCUCAGGCCGCCGAGGGUCGCGCUCGGCGCAAGGGGCCCAGCCUGCCGGCCCCCCCCGAGGCGUUCACCUACGAAACGGCCACGGCCAAGUGCAGGGAAAAGCUGCCCGUGGAGGACCUCUACUUCCAGUCCUGCGUCUUUGACCUCCUCACCACCGGGGAUGUCAACUUCAUGCUGGCUGCUUACUAUGCCUUUGAGGAUGUGAAGAUGCUUCACUCCAACAAAGACAAGCUGCACCUCUACGAAAGGACACGGGAGCUGGCCCCGGGCAGCGCCGCUCCCUCGGGGGCCUCCGCCGCCCUCUGGGUGCUACUGCUGUGCUUGAGUCAGUGUUGGUUGUGCUUGUUGUAGAGGUUUGCUCCUUCGCACCGUGGGAAGGGGAGCAGGAGGGAACCGGGGAUGAGACGGCGGCGCGGGGCAGCCGGAGGUUGGAUGUCAGAGCUGCGUGGGGUUGUCCUCAGACCUCAGCUCCUCCGGCUGGCGCCAGGUCCUCCACCUUCCCAGCUCGUGCGUGGGAAGAAUGUGCUGCCAGUGGGACCAGUCAGGAGAUCUUGCUGGACCGUGUCUUGGCUGGACCUUCCUCGCCUCCUCUUCCUCCCAGCAGUGUGGGUGCUGAGGGGCCCCCAGCGCUCCCCCGGGUCCCAGAGAUGCAA
Molecule: messenger RNA, 1788 nt
Organism: Dryobates pubescens (Downy woodpecker)
Lineage: Eukaryota; Metazoa; Chordata; Aves; Piciformes; Picidae
Gene: RGMA
Product: repulsive guidance molecule BMP co-receptor a
Exons: 4
Coding region: 143-1486 (447 amino acids)
Biological process (GO): BMP signaling pathway
Cellular component (GO): plasma membrane
Molecular function (GO): coreceptor activity
Source: RefSeq, a predicted model, not a curated record